Messenger RNA from Lotus japonicus, 939 nucleotides. RefSeq lists its product as uncharacterized. NCBI's taxonomy places the organism in Eukaryota, Viridiplantae, Streptophyta, Magnoliopsida, Fabales, Fabaceae. Bases 1 to 939 code for a protein of 312 amino acids. The transcript is spliced from 2 exons. The record is from RefSeq and is a predicted model, not a curated record.
AUGCACAAACCCAACAAGCUGUGGGUGCGUGUGUUACCACAUAAAUACUUGUCAAAUUCUUCUGUUUUGCAGGUCCAAGCAAAACCCCAGGACUCUCCAGUUUCGAAAGGGUUGUUAAAUGCCCGUGAUCGUCUACAUACCGGUUUUGUUUUUAGACUGAGUAUUGGUGAGACAUCUCUAUGGCAUGAUGAUUGGAGUGGCAUGGGGAAUAUUGCUCCCACUAUCCCUUACGUGGAUAUCCAUGAUGUUGAAAGAAAGCUGUGUGAUCUCGUGGUUAACAACGCUUGGAAUUUGCAGGUGCUGUACACCAGACUUCCCGUGAACGUGCUACACCGGCUGCAGAAAAUUAAGCCAUCAACUGUUCCAAACCGUCAUGAUGUGUGGACUUGGGAGACAAAUACUAUGGGGAUUUAUACUGUGCGGGAUGCUUAUAGAACUCAAUUCAAGUCAAUUCCCAUCGUUUUAGGUGCAAGAUGGCGGUCGUCCCCUUCUUGCCCGCAUUGUUCAGCGCAUGAGGAAGAUGUUUUACACUGCCUCAGAAACUGUCGUCACUCGCAAGAACUUUGGCUCAAGUUUGGAGCAUUCACGUGGCCAAACUUCACUGUUGGAGACCACUCUUCCUGGAUUCGUAGCCAAGCUAGAAGCAGCAAUGGAAUAAAAUUUAUUAUGGGACUUUGGGGUGUGUUGAAGUGGAGGCACAACAUGAUUUUUGAGGAUUCACCUUGGUCAUUGGAAGAGGCGUGGCGAUGGGUGUGUCAUGAGCAUGAUGAAAUUGUUGCCGUGUUGGGUGAGGGUGCGGGUUCCAUGGACUGUUGGUUAGGUAGCCGGUGGCAGCCCCCGUUGGCGGGGUCGAUAAAAUUGAAUGUUGAUGGGAGCUAUCAAGCUGUUGAUGAGUGCAGCGAAGCGGGUGGUUUAGCGCGGGAUUCUCAGGGCAACUGA